This is a messenger RNA of Microdochium trichocladiopsis, 942 nucleotides long. RefSeq lists its product as uncharacterized. The transcript has 4 exons. Bases 1 to 942 code for a protein of 313 amino acids. NCBI's taxonomy places the organism in Eukaryota, Fungi, Ascomycota, Sordariomycetes, Xylariales, Microdochiaceae. The record is from RefSeq and is a predicted model, not a curated record.
AUGCACAUCCAGCAUCCGAACCCGCAGGGCGUGUCAUGCCAACUGGCCCGCAUGCCCCAGCUGGCCGAGGCGACCAACAAUGACGAGGACUGGACGGGAAUUGCGGAUGCCGCCACUCGCCGCAAGAUCCAGACACGUCUCAACAUGAGGGCCAUGAGAAGACGCAAGGCAGAGCAAGCAAAGCUCGCACAACAGACACAACAGAGGCAAAGAGACAGCCCCAUAGAUGACAGCGCCUCACAGAUGGUCCCUUGCUGGGACGAGACCGAGCAGCGUAUCGUCCUGCUUCCUCCCUCCACAGCCAGUACUCUGCCCACCAAGAGGGGCCUAUGCCUUCCGAGCAACAUGAGGGAAUCGAAAAGUACUAUCACCACUACCGCCACCGCCACCAUCCUCCUCCCACUCUCCUCAGACCACCUCAUCCCGCUGCUUCAGUACAACGUCUUGCGCGGCAUGCUCACCAACCGCGCCAUCCUCAACCGCCUCGCCGGCUUCUCCGGCGUCCAGAACUGGAGCUGCAACAUCGACUCCCUUGGCGUCCAGCCGUUAUUAUCCGCCACCACAACCUCCUCACCUAUGGCCCUCCCGCCCUCGCUCGUCCCGACGGCCCUCCAGCGGCGAACCCCGCACAAGGACUGGCUCGACAUGAUCCCGCACCCGCGGUGGCGGGACAACCUGCUCCGCGGGCUGGGCAGCUUCGACGAGGGCGCGCUCUGGAGCGACACCAUCGGCGGGCUGUUCCAAGGGUUCCCCCACUCCGAGGUGCAGGCGCGCGGGGUGGUGGCCUGGUCGCCGCCGUGGCACGUCAGCGGGUGGGAGGUUUCGGAGGGGUUCUGGAGGAAGUGGGCGUGGUCGUUCCAGGGGUGCGAGGACGUGCUGGAGGCGACGAACCGGUGGAGGGCGCGGCGAGGGGAGGAGCCGCUCGUCUGGGCGAUUGCGUAG